Molecule: messenger RNA, 3130 nt
Organism: Armigeres subalbatus
Lineage: Eukaryota; Metazoa; Arthropoda; Insecta; Diptera; Culicidae
Product: transforming growth factor-beta-induced protein ig-h3
Exons: 9
Coding region: 249-2936 (895 amino acids)
Biological process (GO): cell adhesion; extracellular matrix organization
Cellular component (GO): extracellular matrix
Molecular function (GO): cell adhesion molecule binding
Source: RefSeq, a predicted model, not a curated record
AACGGCGCAUCAGUCUCACUUUAGGCCCCUUCGGAUCGAGAUCGUUGAAGUAGUCGAACCGGUCCUCUUCAUUCGAAAGCUCGUGGACAUUGAAUCAUUUCUCCCGCUGGAAGUGCGGCUGCGUGGAAGUGAAGUGCACGAGCUGUAUGCUCUGAAGUGAAACCACAGAGUGAAAAGUGUGAUCGUUGAAGACAAAGAAGAGCGAAAUUUCCAAGAAGUGAAAUUCACCCAACGAAUCAGUUGAGAGGAUGAAAAGCUUUCCUCUUAUCUCGCUAGUGCUCUUGCUGUCGAUACUCGUCUCUUCGAGAUGUUUCGACUUCUUCGGCGGGGACACAUUCAGACGAUCGCAUUUCGAUGACGAAUUCGCGAAUUGGCGAAAAGAAAGUCUCAAGCCAUUCAUCAGGGGCGAAGGCAGUGCAUUCGGCUUUGUAUGGCCAUUUAGUAACGAUGACGAUGAACCGAUUUCCAGGGAAGCGACCGAGUUCGAUCAGCAAGAAGCCGACAACAAUCAAUCCGGGCUGCGGGUGGUCGGACUUGAACGGGAUCGAGAAUCGCUAGAAUCCGAUGUGGAACGACUACCCGUGCCGUUUGGCUCCCCCGACUCUCCGGAAAUCGAUCGGCAGCCACUACCGGUUAGACCCUACAAACCGCAACGACCCCCUCUAGAUACGAGUUCGCUCUUCCAGCACCACUUCGACACCUUCUUCGGUGCACCGGAUACAAGCUUCCUGGGAGGGGGCUUCCCCGGCUUCGGAUUCUUCGAUCUGCAACACAGCAAACCAUGGUGGAAGGGCGAAAACGUAUGCAUGGAGCGCGAAGAGCAGGACGAGGAAGUCGACGGUGACGACAACCAAGAGAUAGCCGUAGACGGCGGUAACUUCCAAAGUUUCGGCGUGUUCAACCUGAACUUUGAAUCGUGCGCUGAGCGUCAAAAUAAACACGUCUGCACAUCGGUCAAGAAUGAUAAUGGACGCAAGCGCACGGUUAAGGUCACCCGCCAGUGCUGUCACGGCUAUGCUCGGGCGAGAAAUGGGCCGCCGAAUACUCAGUGCGAAAAGGUGGAUCUUCACCCGAUCGCAGAAACGGCGGAGCGGCUCGGUGCUAAGGAGUUUGUCGGUACUUUGAAGAAGUCUGGUUUGGAGUCCAUGUUGGAGAAAGACGUCACACUUUUCGCCGUGCUGGAUAGUGCGUACAGUCAAUUCACUGAGCAGAUGUGGGAAAAUAAUCUGGUUGCUUUCGAUCCCGUAAUGCGUUCAAAGAGACAAGCUGACAUCUCCGGAAUGACUGCUCGCGAUUUAAUUUUGGCCCAUACCGUUAACGGAUCUUACCACAUCGAGGACGUUAGCAAUGAACAACUGCUGAAAACCGAACUCGACGGUACCAAUAUUCGCGUGAACAUUUUCCCACGGGGACCAUCGGAUAAAAGCUCGGAUCAUCUGUACCGUUACACUGCUAACUGCGCUCCGCUGGUGAAGCUCAACCAUGUUUCCGAGAAGGGCAUUGUCCACGUUGUGGAUCGCGUUCUGCUACCGGUUCGCAAUAACGUAAUGCAGGUCAUCCGUUCCCGUGACGAUAUGACCGUACUGAGAACCAUCCUCGAGAAAACCGGUCUGAGCAAAAUGCUCGAGGAGGUAGGCGAUGAUAAGCAUUUCACUGUGUUCGCUCCGAACGAUGACGCUUUCCUGAAGCUGGACAAAGACAUUCGCCGCAAGUUGAAGGCCGGCAGCGGAUGUGCCACCAAUAUCCUAAAAAAUCACAUCUUAGACAUCACCUUCUGUUCCUUGGCUGCCGUUAACGGAGUAAAGACAACGACUUACAACAUGCUGAGCGAAAAGCUGGAGUUCGAAUAUGCAUCAAUGGCAAAAACAGAAGUGGAAGAUAUGUCCUUGACCAGCAAAAAGGAUCAACGCCUCAAGAUCAACGGAAUUGCAACGGUCGGAGAAAUGGACCUGAUGGGUACGAACGGAGUUGUGCAUGUCAUCGAUACUGUGCUGCCCACGGAUUCCGGUAUGCCCAUUUCCAACACGCUUGCCAAUCGCAAUUUCACCAUUUUCAAGCAACUGAUCGAUGAUGCCGGACUAGAGGAUGAAUUUGACAGUUUUUCGAAUAAGACAUUCUUCAUUCCCUCGGACAAAGCUUUCGAGCAAUCCGAGACUGGACAGUACUGGAUCAAGCAGCUUAAGGAGCACCCGGAAAGCCUGCGGGAUAAUGCUCAACUGAAAGAGUUUUUGGAAUACCACGUGGCCGAGCCGUUGAUUAAGACUUGCGAUCUUCAGGAGAAUAUGGUUAAAACAAGUGCCAAGAAGGAUCUACGUGUCAACUUGUACAAUACGAAUCCCGUGUUUACCAAUAUUAUGAACCGUGCAACUGUCAAUUGUGCUCGUCUUAUGCACUUUGACGAUGAAACUUGUGGAUCUGUAGUACAUGAAGUUGACAAAAUUCUUGAAGUUCCAAAAUCGGAUCUAAUUGGAGAACUCAGGUCUAACCCCGACUACAGCAUGUUCUUGCAGCUGAUCGAGAAAGCGAAUCUCACCGAACUGCUCAGCACAUCUAAUGAAAGCUAUACCGUAUUCGUUCCGAAAAAUGACGUAUUCCUAGAAGUGAAGGAAUGGUUCGAUGAAACAAUGAAAAAUGCUGAUGAUCUCGACAACGUUAUUCGAUCGCACAUCGUCCCGAAUGUAGUUUGCUGCGCUGGAAUUGUUCAGUCGGAUUGGCCAUUCAUUCGCACAACGGAAACCAUCAAUCAGCAGCGCCUGAAAUUGAACCGCAAUCGUCGCCCUCAGGUGCAGAACGCGGGCAUAACGAAGUGUGACAUUGUCGCCACGAAUGGAAUUAUGCAUGAGAUUAACGACGUCAUCAGUGUUCAGAAGAAGGUGCUCGCUGAGGCACAGAGUUUCCCCAGCUUUACCCGGCCACUCACAUUUUGGUUCAAGUGAGCAAAUGAAGAAACAAAAUCUCGCAACAAAAUGCACUGAAUCUAAUUUUUAGGAACUAAUUUAAUGCCUUGGUAUUUUAUGAACACAAUGAUAAUAUGCUUGUUAAUUAUUUCAACAAGUGUACGAUACUGUACAUCGAAUCAAUCUCUGUAAGUUUCUCUAAGAUCUAAUAAAGUAUCUAUUUAUAUCGAAAA